Messenger RNA from Brugia malayi, 2703 nucleotides. RefSeq lists its product as uncharacterized. NCBI's taxonomy places the organism in Eukaryota, Metazoa, Nematoda, Chromadorea, Rhabditida, Onchocercidae. Bases 1 to 2703 code for a protein of 900 amino acids. Gene Ontology annotation, molecular function: metal ion binding. The record is from RefSeq and is a predicted model, not a curated record. The transcript is spliced from 20 exons.
AUGACGGUAAUAACAUCUCACAUUAAUACAUCCUUUCUAAUCAAUCACAUGCAUCGUACUAUUUCUGCGAUACUCAACAUGGAUGGCGUUGGUAUUUCGAGCAAUUCGGAAAAUAGCGAUGAAAAUACACAUGGAGCAAAGAGCACUCUCAAUGGAAGAGAACUAUGGAGUAGUGGCAGUAAUCUUGCAAUGGAAUCCGAUGUUGAUGCUGAAUUGGAUUAUGAUGAAGAAUUGGAACGAAUUGAAGAACAGUCUGAAGUCACUGCGAUUAAAAACGAAGUGUCAAGUAAUAGCGAAAGAAAUAGGUAUGACGGGGAUUUUGUAAAGCGAAGUACUGUUGGACUUGAUUAUGAUGAAAGCAGCACUCAUAAAGUUAUAGUUGGUACAGGAAAAGAAGUGGAGGAUGAGCUAAGUGAGGAAGGAGAAAUCGAUGACUUGGAAGAGGGCGAGUUAAAAUCUGAUGAAGAUAGUGUUACGGGUUCUAUAUAUUCAAAUGAAAAGUCGACUCGAAGGUCGGUUGGUCAAAACCGUGGAAAAGUUUUGGAACGUACUCCACAUCGUUUAUGGCGCGACAGUUCAGCCCCGGUUGGCAUUUGCAAAUUUUAUCUUCGUGGAACAUGUACAUGGGGACCAGACUGUAAAUAUCUGCAUAUGAAAGAGUCACGACUUGAUGGUUCGGCACCAGUACAAAGUUCGUCAAAUGAAAGUACUUACUCAGAGCGCAUGAAUACUACUGAUAAAGGAAGAACCAAAAGUAAAGAAUUCAACAAACCCGACACCAAUGCACUCACUGUUUAUCCGUCCAGUUCAACAUCGAACGAAAAUGAGAGGUCAAACGGCAAUGAAACACCUUGGGAGAAAGGAUUACGUCAGGCGCGUGAAUUAAUGAUGAGAGCAUCAAAAAAACGCGAAGAAGAGCCUGAUUUUGAUCGUAAACGAUUGGUACUUGCCCCUAGUGGAGAUAUGGAUCGGCCACGAACAACGGAUGAAGAAUCGGACGAUUCUCGUGGACACCGUAAAAUUGGACGUCACCGAACAUCGCGCUCACCGUUGUCUCGAGGCAUUGUAAGAGGACUAAAUGGUUUUGUACGUCCACGUGUUGAUGUUCCUUAUCCGAGGCUUAGGAAAUAUGACAGCCCAGUUAGAACUGACGAUAUCAGUGAUGAUCGUUAUUUUGAGCUAGAACAUCGCGGUAUUUACGAAAGAAAUGAAUUAACAAAACCUCGAAAAAUUCCAUCUUUAAUAGAUACUAUGCUCGAAGGAGGACGUUUUGGAUUUUCAGGAAGAUAUGAUUACGGACGUGAUGAACCUUCUCGAUUACCUCCUAAAGGUUGCUUUUUGCAUUACUUUGCCUUUUCUAGAUUACAGUGCAUCGUUCUAGUACACCUGCUAUUCGUGGAUAUAUGCAUUCAUUUGAGCGGUCCAGCAAUCAAAACAAGGGAUCUUGGACCACAAGUUCUGUACCCAAAUGGAAGACCUACUUCUCGACGUCACGGACCUCCCCCGAGACGUGAAAUCCCUCGUUCACCACUUUCGCGAACACCAAGAAAUUCUCACUCACCCAGUCAACGUCGCUCGCUUUCUCCUGCAGGAAAAAGACGCGGUUCACCACUAUUAGCAGAUAGACGAGAAGCGAAUAGAAAACGAAGCAGUGUUUGUGCUGUGGGUGGUCUUCUUUCUGUUGGUGACCAGAUUCGCGAUCCGUGGGAAAGAUCACAUAAAAAAGGCCGAAGCAAGGAUAGAGAACUGAUAUCUUUAACACUUGGGGCAGAACUUCAAAAAACUAGGCGAACCGGUAAUAACAAAAAGCAAACAUGUCGUCAGGACACUGCUAGCUCAACAAGCAGUGCUUCAAGAAGAAGUGCAAGUGCAGGUUCAUCAGUAACUUCUCGUUCUCGAUCACAUUCACGACCAUCCUCAAGAAACCGUCAUCAGUCAACGUUUCGUCCCUCAUUGGGAUCAGCUGUUGCUUCCAGAAAUCUAAUUGACGAUGAUGGGUCUUUAAGAGCAACAGAUCUUUCUUCUUUCCGCAUUCCAAAAAAGAAGAGGUCUUCUCCAGCGCACCCAGUGCAUCGUUCUAGUACACCUGCUAUUCGUGGAUAUAUGCAUUCGUUUGAGCGGUCCACCAAUCAAAACAAGGGGUAUUCAUCUUCCAGCCUUCUCAAAAGACCCUCUUUAUGUCCGUUGCUUCGCUCUGGAAUUGCGCAGCGAGGGAUAAAAAGAGUGGAAGGAAUUACUGGUCGUACCAAUAGAGCUUAUAAACGCAAUGUUCUGUUCGCAGGAAAAGACGAUAUUUCAAGUGAUGAAAGUUCAUCGAGCACUUCUGGGAGCUCAAGUAGCAGUAGUGAUGAUGCAGAGCCUGCAGCUUAUCGUCUGAAAAAAAAAAUCGAUGAUGGUUUGCCCACUGAAGGAAUACCGCUAUCUCCUGAAGCUGCAGCAGAAGAUGUUUCUAGCGAUGAGGAAGAGAUUCUCUCCGAUACAUCUGUGCAUGAACUAGUUGUACACCAUUCAAAGAAAGUACUGGCUGGAAAUUCACGACCAGUUUCAAGAAAAGCAGUUGCGGAGUGUCACGAGUCAAGGGUCGAUGAUGAUGAUUACGUGGAUAAUGAAGCAGAAAAAGAGGAAAGGCGUGCUGAGUUGCUGCGUCAAUUGAAAUGUGUUGAAGAAGCAAUAGCUCGUAAACGUAGUCGGCCAGUUAUUUGA